Sporisorium graminicola is the source of this 735-nucleotide messenger RNA. RefSeq lists its product as uncharacterized. The transcript has a single exon. The record is from RefSeq and is a predicted model, not a curated record. The coding region runs from base 1 to 735 and encodes 244 amino acids. Lineage: Eukaryota; Fungi; Basidiomycota; Ustilaginomycetes; Ustilaginales; Ustilaginaceae.
AUGACACCAACCAAGCAUUUCUCUUCACUACUGCUGGCAGCAGCGUUGGUAUUUGCGCUGCUGCUCAACAGCGCAUCUGCUGGGUUGCCAUCGGGUACACAUGUUGGCACGCCAGCCAGGGAACAUGUCAACGCAAACGGGCAGCACAUCGGUACGCCCGCCAAGGAACACGUAAACCCCAAGGGCGAGCACAUUGGUACCCCAGCAAAAGAACACGUCGACACCAAGGGCCAACACAUCGGAACCCCGGCCAAAGAGCAAGUCGACCCCAAGGGCGAGCACAUCGGCACGCCUUCCUCCACCGCUUCGAGCCCUGAACUCAUCUCGCCGCAGAUGGAGUCGCUCUCGCGCCCACGCAUUGCCUCGGUGCCCCGCUCUUCCUCGUCUUCGGAAGAGCUGCAGCCGCGCGGGCGCCACCACGUCAAAUCGCGCCCAAGCCUGACCCACGGCAAGGUGACGUUCUACUACGGCUCGCAGCUGCUCAACCCCGCGUGCCCCGGCGCGCCCACCCCGGACGACUGGAGCAUGACGGCAGCCAUCUCGUUCGACUCGCCCUUCCGCUGUGGCGAUCGCAUCCGCAUCAGCGACGGCAAGGGCAAGCACGUCGUCGUCACCGCCGUCGACCGGUGCGCCGGCUGCUCGCGCGAGUGGAUCGACGUGACCAAGGGCGUGUUCAAGGUGUUUGACUCGCUCGACGCCGGUGUCCUACACGACCUCACGUUCCACAAGAUGUAA